GGGAAAUGUGAGAAGCUGGGUCAUGCGAUAACUCGGCUCGACGGAAGCUAGCUAUGCGAUUGUGAUUUCAAGGUAGCUGUGAGUUACGCGCUAUGGUCAUCAUAGCAUUGUAAUUUGACGAGUUCAGCAUGGCUGAGUGUAAUGUUGAUGACGAGUCGAAGGGAGCCAAAGUAAAGCAUGAUGAUGUUAUUCCAGGAAGUGAGCGGGAAAAUGGGAAAUCCCCGCUCAACAAUGACGGAUCAGAGAGUGAAAAUGAGGAACUUAAUUGGAAAUACCCACGUGACAGAAACAGUGGGGAUAGCGGGUGCUUGUGUAACGGAACGCUGGAUACAAGUUUGACAAAAUUAGUUACAAAUGGUAAUUCCGACUCUGAGGAACUCAAUGAAGUUGAUGAUGAUGUCUUCAUGCAUUCAGACGAUUUGAAUUCAGACUGUGAAGGGGGAGACAUGUUGGCAACUGAAAAAGCCAUACAUCUUUGUAAUGGCACCAUGGACAUGGCUGUUAAUGUUUCUGCUUGCCAACCCUGUGGAACUGACCCAGUAUGUGCUAUAAUUAAGCAAGAUUUCUCAAACGAACAUGACAGUUUGACUGUAUACUCUGUGAAUUCAGCGUGCCGGGUGUUUGAUUUUAUAGACGAAAGCACAGAGGCAGAUUCAAUGCCUCUAGGAGAAAAUGGCUCGUUGUCCGAGUGUUCUGACAGUUCGUGGAAUUCAACGUUUAGCACAGAAAGCCACCAAGACGAGUUGUCUGUCCAAUGCAAAGAAUUCAUGGCAAUAUUUGUGCAUUUAAUAUUCAGCAACAGUGGUUCGAUCACCCAGACUGAGAAGGCAAAGUUUGGUCGUCUUUGCCAGCAUAGCGCAGGACGACUCUGGUUUUCUAGACAUGUCAACGCACAAAGAGUAAAUUCGCAGAAAGUCAGCGAGCAGAUAUUUUAUCGAUUAGUGCAGUUUUUUGCUGUCUGUUUAUUUGAAUGUGACAAUGCUGAUGAUUUUGUUCCUGCCAAGUCUUUAAUGAAUAUGUGCUUUACUUUCUACCAUGAACAUGAGGGUUUCCCAAGAAAUGAAGCAAAGACCACAAGAGGCUACUUGUACAGUUUCUUGAAAGAUCAACCGAUAUGGCAAUCGCUACGUUUCUGGAAUGCUGCUUUCUUUGACGCUGUACACUGCGAGAGAGAACAGAGAUCACCAAUUCACAGGGAAAAUUGGCGACGCAUGACAUCAGCAGAACGCGAGGAUACUCUACAACAAGACGAGAAUAUCACGUUUGGACAGCUGGUUACUUUCACUAAUAACAUGAUGUCAUUUGGGCUUACCAAAGACCUAUGCCUCAAGUUCUUUGAAAAACAGAGUGUAAUUGGGAAUCUCAGCGAAGAUCAAAAGAAAUUGAUAAAAGAUAAUAUAGAAGAGCUGUCAAAGUCACAGAGAAAAUCAGUUGAGUCUUCUGCCAGUCGAGGAAUACUGUCAUCGUUAAAUAUUAUGAAACGGUCAAGCAGGCGUCGUAGUAAAAGUAAAAGCACAUAGGAAAUGAAUGCGACUGUAAAUCUGGUUAAUGUGGUUAUUGAGUCCUUGUGAGGAGCGCUGUACACUUGUGAUGUCCAAUGCUUACCAUGUAACCUUGUGCUCUAUUGAUUGUGGUUGUGCAACAUGAAAUCUGAAUUAUGUUUCAUUUCCUGGUGUCAAAUCAUAUCCUUUAUAUAGGUCAAAUAAUAAUUACAUAUAUAUGUAUAUAUAUUAUGAAAUAAUAACAAUGUUAGAAUUACAUAGAUUUUUGUGUUUUGUUAAC
Messenger RNA from Saccoglossus kowalevskii, 1782 nucleotides. RefSeq lists its product as uncharacterized. NCBI's taxonomy places the organism in Eukaryota, Metazoa, Hemichordata, Enteropneusta, Harrimaniidae. The record is from RefSeq and is a predicted model, not a curated record.